AUGUCACACGCAAUGGCAACCUCUGAAUCUUACGGCAGUGCAGCAGAGCCUGUCGAAUACUAUCGUCCUGAGAACGAAGGGGACGGGAUUGCGGAACUACAUCGUACUAUAACUCAAUCAAGCGAGCAGCAAGGCCCACAGGGUAAUGUGCUCACUCGUCUUUCCACUCUUUCUCGCACACUGUCACGUUUGACACAUGACCAAAUGGACAAGUUGGUUAUUGACCCAAAUGACUUCGACCUCAAGAGAAUUUUGGAGUAUAUGGAGAGCAGAUCCAACGAACAAGGAAUUGGUGGUCGUACAACCGACCUCAUUUUCGAGGAUCUCGAGCUCACGGGUAAGAACACUGCUGCAACGAUUAUCACGACUGCAGGAGAUGUGUUCCUGGGACCUGUCUUGAAAAUUGCCGACAGGCUUUCUCACAAGCCUAAAGUGGACUUUGGAAACAUGGAAAAAACAAGAAAGAUUCUUCGUAACAUGAACGGAUACUGCGAGGCAGGAACCAUGACCCUUGCCCUCGGUAGACCAGGAAGUGGUUGUUCUUCGUUCUUGAAGUCUCUAUCCGGUGAGACCCAAACAUACAUCGGACUGGAUGGAGAAAUUAACUACAAUGGUAUUCCUCAAAAGGAAAUGAUGAAAUCGUUCAAAAAUCAAGUUAUCUACAACCCGGAACUGGAUGUGCAUUAUCCCUACUUGACAGUCGAGCAAACCAUGAACUUCGCCAUCGGCUGUAAAACUCCAAAAGUCAGAAUCGACAAUCUUUCGAGAUCCGAAUAUAUCAGAACCAUCAAAGAUCUUUACCUGACCUUGUAUGGUCUGAAACACGUUGAGAAAACUCUUGUCGGUAACGAUUUUGUGAGAGGUAUUUCUGGUGGUCAGAGAAAGCGUGUUUCCAUUGCUGAGGCAAUGUCUACUCGUGCUUCUGUUUACUGUUUCGAUAAUGCUACCAGAGGUUUGGACGCUUCGACAGCAUUGGAAUUUGUUGAAUCUUUGCGUACUAUGACCAACAUCACCAAGUCCACCUCCAUUGUUACCAUCUACCAAGCCUCUGAGAAUAUCUACCAACUGUUCGACAAUGUUACUGUGCUCUACUAUGGUAGACAGAUCUAUUUUGGCCCUGCAACAGAGGGUGUUGCAUACUUCCAAAAGUUGGGAUUCCAGAAAGGUGCUAGAGAAACUAGUGCAGAGUUCUUGACCUCUGUGACCGAUCCGCUCGCAAGAGUUGUGGCUCCUGGCUUUGAAAAUUCUGCUCCAAAGACCGCAGAGGAAUUUGAGGCCCGGUGGCUUUCCUCCCCUGAGUUCAAGGCUUUGAAGGCCAAGAUCGCCGAAAAGAAGGCCUCUUACAAUCCUUCUGCCACUUUCGAUAACUUCCGGGCUGUCCAAUUGCGUGAGAAACAAUCUCUCACCAGACCAUCUUCCAGAUAUGUGGUGAACUACAUCGAGCAACUCAAACUUUGUACAGUCAGAGGUUUCCAAAAUAUUGCAAACAACACGGCAUACACAGCCACGCUGUUAGUUGCUGCUGUUGUUCAAGCUUUGAUUGUCGGUUCGUUGUACUACAACAUUCCACAGUCCACUGUCGGUUCUUUCUCAAGAGGAGGUGUGAUUUUCUUCGCCUUCCUCUACUUCUGUAUCAUGAGUUUGGCUGAAAUCGCCGCUUUCUUCGAAAACAAGCCAAUUACCAACAAACAACGAGGUUACUCGUUCUUCCAUCCAUCUGCAGAUCUGGUCGCAAGUUAUUUGACCCAAACACCAGUUCGGGCUGUCGCAAUUCUUGUGUUCUCCAUCAUCUUGUACUUCUUGUCAGAUAUGAAAAGAGAAGCAGGUCCGUUCUUCGCUUUCAUUUUGUUCGUUAACGUUGCCGUUUUGGCCGUGAACUGUUUGUUCAUCUUGGUUGCAUCGCUGUCUCCAACAUUGUCGGCUGCCAAUGGAUUUGUGGGUAUCAUUAUGAUGUCGACAAUUCUUUACAGUUCGUAUAUGAUCCAGCGUCCUUCGAUGUACUGGUGGUUCAAAUGGUUCUCGUACAUGAAUCCUAUCCUUUAUGGUUUCGAGGCUCUGAUUACUUUGGAGUUCAGAGGCCGUAAGAUGCCAUGUACACCAUCCCAGCUUAUUCCAAGAGGUACCGGUUACGAGAACAUUACUCCAGAAAACCAGAUUUGUGGCUUCACUGGUGCAAGUGCUUCCAGAGAAAUCUAUGGUAUGACCAACGAUGUCUCUGGUGAAAUAUACUUGGAUCUUGCCUUCCAGUACACUUUCUCGCACUGCUGGAGAAACUUUGGUAUUCUGAUUGGUUUCGUUUUGGGUUUCUUGUUCAUUAAUAUUGCGAUUGUCGAGCUUUACAACCCAUUGGUUGCAAGCUCUGAUCAAUUGCUAUUCAUCAAGGGUGCUAAGCUUCCUGAUUCUCUCUUGGAAGCUACUGGUCAGGCCCCUGCCAAAAACGAUGAGGAAAGCAGCGGCGAGUCCCGGUCUGACGAAAAGAGUGAAGUUGCUGAUGCUCAGCACUCCACUGCAGAUUCCACUGUUGAAAAACUUGGGUCGAGUGAUAUUUUCAUGUGGCAACACGUUGAUUACGUUGUUCCAUAUGAAGGAGAGGCUAGAAAAUUGUUGGACGAUGUGCAAGGUUACGUUUUGCCAGGUACAUUGACUGCUUUGAUGGGUGAGUCUGGUGCCGGUAAGACCACUUUGCUGAACGUUUUGUCCAGAAGAACUGACGUUGGUGUGGUUUCUGGAGAUAUGCUCAUUAACGGAAAGCCAAUUGAUAGCUCUUUCGAAAGAAGAACCGGUUACGUUCAGCAACAAGACUUGCACAUUGCAGAGUUGACUGUUCGUGAAUCCUUGAUUUUUGCUGCCAGACUCAGAAGACCACACAGUGUUCCAGAUGAGGAGAAGAUUGCCUACGUUGAUAAAAUUCUUUCCAUCUUGAACAUGGAUGAGUAUGCAGACUCCAUUGCCGGUGAGGUUGGUUACGGUUUGAACGUUGAACAACGUAAGAAAUUGUCAAUUGCCACUGAACUUGUUGCCAAGCCAUCUCUUUUGUUGUUCCUUGACGAGCCAACCUCUGGUUUGGACUCUCAAUCUUCUUGGGCUAUCGUCCAGGUGCUCAGAUCCCUUGCUGCUGCAGGUCAGGCUAUUCUAUGUACCAUUCAUCAGCCUUCUGCCACUUUGUUUGAACAAUUUGACCGACUGCUUUUGCUGAAGAGAGGUGGUCAGACCGUUUAUUUCGGAGACAUUGGACCAAGUUCUCGUAUCAUGCUUGACUACUUUGAGUCUAAUGGAGGAAGAAAGUGUGACGACAGCGAGAACCCUGCUGAGUACAUUUUGGAGGUCAUUGGUGCUGGUGCUACUGCUACUGUCCAAGAGGAUUGGUUCGAGAUCUGGAAGAACAGUCCUCUCUACGCCAAGACCACUGCUGAAGUUGCCAAGUUGAUUGACGACACAAGCAAGUUGGAGUCUUCUGAUCAGUCUCACUUACAAUCUCGUUACGCCGUCCCAUACGCUGUGCAGUUCAGAAACGUUUUGAGAAGAACCUGGUUCCAAUUCUAUAGGGACCUGGACUACGUGAUGGCCAAGUUCAUGCUCAUGUUGCUGGCUGGUUUGCUGGUUGGUUUCUCUUUCUGGAACGUCAAGCACACCAACGUUGGUAUGCAAAACGUCAUGUUUGCCUGUUUCAUGGCCCUUGUGGUUAGUGCACCAUUGACAAACCAGAUCCAAGAAAGAGCUAUCAAAUCGAGAGAGCUCUUCGAGAUCAGAGAGUCCAAGUCCAACACUUUCCACUGGUCCUGUUUGCUGCUUUCCCAAGUGCUUGUUGAGAUUCCAUACUCGAUCGCAUUUGGUACCGUUUACUUCAUCUGCUGGUACUUCCCUAUUCAGCUCGACAACGAGCCAUCGCGUGCCGGAUUGUGGUGGUUCACCCAGUCGAUUUUCUUCCAAAUUUACUAUGUUACCCUUGGUCUUGGUGUUGUGUACGCCUCACCGGACCUUCCAUCUGCCAAUGUUUUGAUUGGUUUGGUGUUCAACUUUGUGAUCUCGUUCUGUGGUGUGGUGCAAAGCCCAAGCCUGAUGCCUGGUUUCUGGCACUUUAUGUGGAGACUCUCUCCAUUCACCUAUAUCGUGGAGAACUUGGUUGGUAUUUUGCUGCACGAUAGAGAAGUCCACUGUUCUGCUCAGGAGCUCAACUACUUGAACCCUCCACAAGGAGAGACCUGUGGUAGCUACCUUGCCGAGUACUUUGAAAACUACUCUGGAUACGUGCAGAACCCUGACGCUACAUCCAACUGUGGUGUCUGCUUGUACAGAGUCGGAGACGAGUGGCUGAAGACAGUUGGAAUGAGUUACAGCCACAGAUGGAGAAAUAUUGGUUUCUUCUGCGUUUAUAUCAUCACCAACACUGUUGUCUUUCACAAGCGCUGGCAUCUGGGUUCUACCCUUGAUACCACCAAAGGCGCAGCCUCUCCAGACUCUACCGGUGACCAAUUGGAAUGGUCUGGUAGAGAUUUCCUUGCCGGCAGCAGCAACACCGAUGAUGAUGGACUCUCCCCAUCCCUUGUGGCAAGAUUCCAAAGCGUUUCUCAUCACCUGGACAUUUCCGGUACAGUCGAAGGUCUUGGCUGGGUUGACAAAGUCGGUUGCUCCGAACUGGAAGGCCCAGUCUUUCUUAUCCUCGUUAAUGUCAAUGACAAUGAUCUUUCCAGCCUUCUUUUGCACAGCACCCUGGAUCACCGACAGACCAAUGCAUCCAGCACCGAACACACCGACGUUGUCGCCUGGCGAUAUCUUGGCGGUGUUGAUAGCAGCACCGUAUCCGGUGGUGAUACCACAGCCCAAAAGACAGGUUCUGUCCAUUGGAGCAGAUGGGUCAACAGCAACCACCGAGAUGUCUGCCACCACAGUGUACUGAGAGAACGUGGAGCAGCCCAUGUAGUGGAGCAAUGGUUGGCCCUUGCAAGUGAAUCUCGAAGUACCGUCUGGCAUCACACCCUUACCCUGGGUUGCUCUGAUCUUUCCACACAAAUUGGUUUUUCCAGACUUGCAGAACUUGCACUCUUUACACUCUGGGGUGUAAAGACAGAUGACAUGGUCGCCAACCUUGACGCUGGAGACACCUUCACCAACGGACUCGACAAUUCCGGCACCCUCGUGGCCAAAAACAACAGGGAACUCACCUUCAGGAUCGGAUCCAGAAAGAGUGUAGGCAUCGGUGUGGCAAACACCAGUGUACACGAUUUUGACUCUCACCUCGUGGGCCUUAGGCGGAGCAACCUCAAUGGUCUCGAUAGAGAGAUCCUUACCGGCUCCCCAGGCAACAGCAGCUUUACAAGUGAUGGUUUUUCCAGCAGUAGACAUUUUUUCAGAUGA
Ogataea philodendri is the source of this 5355-nucleotide messenger RNA. RefSeq lists its product as uncharacterized. Gene Ontology annotation, cellular component: membrane. The record is from RefSeq and is a predicted model, not a curated record. Gene Ontology annotation, biological process: transmembrane transport. Bases 1 to 5355 code for a protein of 1784 amino acids. The transcript is spliced from 3 exons. Lineage: Eukaryota; Fungi; Ascomycota; Pichiomycetes; Pichiales; Pichiaceae. Gene Ontology annotation, molecular function: ATP binding; ATP hydrolysis activity; ABC-type transporter activity.